This is a messenger RNA of Dictyostelium discoideum AX4, 1035 nucleotides long. Its product is annotated as dullard-like phosphatase domain containing protein. Gene Ontology annotation, molecular function: phosphatase activity. Bases 1 to 1035 code for a protein of 344 amino acids. The transcript is spliced from 2 exons. The record is from RefSeq and is a predicted model, not a curated record. Lineage: Eukaryota; Evosea; Eumycetozoa; Dictyosteliales; Dictyosteliaceae.
AUGGAAGAAUGUUCUCAAAUUUCAACAAUACCAGAUCAAGAAUCAAUUGAUAAAGUUGUAACACAAAUUUCACCUCAUCAAAAAACAAUGGAUCCAUCGUCAGUGGGGUUUGUAUAUCAUUGGAUGUUUUCAAUGAUGGCAUCAGCUUUAAAUUUCAAUAAACCAACCCCUUUGCCAACCGAUAAUAUUAUAUUGGACAACAAUGAAAAGGAUAAUAGCGAUGGUGAAAAUUUCAUCCGAUCUUCAUUGGGUAAUAUAAGACUCUCUGCAAGUAGCGAAGAACCUGAAUCCGAUCCAUUUUAUACAAAUAAUCAUCAUGAUAGCAGUGAUGACGAUAGUGAUCAACAAAAUCAAGAUAAAGAAAACGAUGAAAUAGUAAAUAGUAAUAACAAUAACAAUAAUAUAAAUCCUAAUAAAUGUACAAAAAAAGAUGAAAAUAAUAACAAUAGUAUCAAAACAACACAACAUAUAAAUCAAAAUAACUUUUUAACUUUACCUUCUAGUACUACAAAGAAAACAUUAAUUUUAGAUUUGGAUGAAACUUUAGUUCAUUCAACAUUAAAACCAGUAACACAUCAUCAAAUUACAGUUAAAGUUUUAAUUGAAGAUAUGGAUUGUACAUUUUAUGUUAUUAAAAGACCACAUGUUGAUUACUUUUUGGAAAAGGUUUCACAAUGGUACGAUAUAGUAAUUUUCACUGCCAGUAUGCAACAAUAUGCCGAUCCAUUACUCGAUCAAUUAGAUACUCAUAAAGUUUUCAAAAAAAGAUUAUUUAGAGAUUCUUGUUUAGAAAAAGAUGGAAAUUUCGUAAAAGAUUUAUCAAUGAUUGAUCAAGAUUUAACUUCAACUAUUAUUAUUGAUAAUUCACCAAUUGCAUACUCGAAUAACCUUGAAAAUGCUUUACCAAUUGAUAAUUGGAUGGGUGAUAAUCCAUCUGAUACUUCUUUGUUAUCAUUGUUACCAUUCUUGGAAAUCAUUAGACACGUUCAAGAUGUUAGAAGUAUCCUCUCUUUAAGGUUAUUAAAUUCUCAAUAA